UUCACCCCACACUGACACCUGUCCUGCUCACGGACUCAACAGAUAAACUCAGCUAUAGACUCCAAACAUUAUCCUUGAUCGUCAUGGAGACAUCCGUUGAGUCUCGCUGGGCAUCAUCCUCGAUGAUGUCAUCAGAGAUGAUGCCUACCUACCCAUCUGAGUCCAGUUAUGUGAUCCACACUGAAGACGGCUCUACGUUCCCCUUCACUGAGACCGAUCACACCAGUGUGUCUGCGUUCACAAGCCCCAUCCACAACCGUGGCCCUGGUGCUUUUCAACACAGCCCGGUAUAUCCCAUUUUCUCUUCUCCGUUCCUGUCCUGGCUGGAAGGUUCAAACGGUCCCCCUCUAACCAACCUCCUCCCAUCAUCUCAAUCGUCCUGGAACAACAACAGCUUCUCCAAGACGACCUCUUCAUCCCUUCAUGUCUCCAAGCCCCUUUCCUUUUCCAAACAACCUCGUUCUGCUCCAUCUCCUACCCUGGACCACAAGGAGACCAUCGGCCUUCAGGAGAGCAUGAAGGUAGAGAGGCUGAGUCCUCCUGGAGGUGGGGAGGUGUUUGGGGGGAUGUACCCUCUCAGCACAUACAACGGUCCACACGCUCAUCCACAUUCACAGUUAAUGAGUCACUGCGGUCCAUCUGUGAGAUUGAGCCAGGAUUACAACAGUUCACUUCUCUUUGCAUCCUCACCCUUCUCUCCCAAAUUACACUGCAAGAUGACAUACUCAGGUGAGAGCAUCACUGACGGCCGGAUAUGUGUAAACUGCGGAGCCACGGCCACCCCCUUAUGGAGACGUGAUGGAACGGGUCACUACCUCUGUAAUGCCUGUGGACUGUACCACAAGAUGAAUGGACAGAACAGACCCCUUAUCCGACCCAAAAAGAGACUGGUGGUCAGUAAGAGGACAGGCACUCAGUGUGCAAACUGUCAGACCAGCACCACCACGCUCUGGAGACGCAACGCUAACGGAGAGCCCGUGUGUAACGCCUGUGGUCUCUAUUUUAAACUGCACAAUGUGAACAGACCGCUGACAAUGAAGAAAGAAAGCAUUCAGACACGCAACAGGAAAGUUUCCACCAAGAACCGGAAAGAAAAGAAACUCAGUGCUGCGGAGGAGAAUCUGUAUUCCGAUUUCCCCAAAAGCCUUGUCUCUGAUUGUGACUCCUAUUCUCUGGGGGUCUACAGUCACUCCUCCCAUUCACUACCCCAAAAUACUGCCUGCCACAGCCAUCACCCUGCCCUACCCAUGCCACUUGUCGGCUGCCAUCUUACCCAGCAUGCUAUGAGAGACGAGAUACUAUAA
Messenger RNA from Triplophysa dalaica, 1304 nucleotides. RefSeq names its product GATA binding protein 1b (gene gata1b). Gene Ontology annotation, molecular function: DNA-binding transcription factor activity, RNA polymerase II-specific; zinc ion binding; RNA polymerase II cis-regulatory region sequence-specific DNA binding. Gene Ontology annotation, biological process: cell fate commitment; negative regulation of transcription by RNA polymerase II; positive regulation of transcription by RNA polymerase II. The record is from RefSeq and is a predicted model, not a curated record. Gene Ontology annotation, cellular component: nucleus. NCBI's taxonomy places the organism in Eukaryota, Metazoa, Chordata, Actinopteri, Cypriniformes, Nemacheilidae.